AUGUCUUUCCAGAACUUCGAUUCCUUCCCCAACCAGGACGCCGCUGCCGCCGCUGGUGCCCCGGCUUCUGCCGACACCACCAUGACUGGCCAGGCCGAUCCUGCUGGUGCCCAGUUCCAGGGCCCUGCCGGUGAUGCUGCUGCUGCUCCUGUUCCUCAGCAGGGCGCUGACGGCAAGACCACUCUCUGGAUGGGUGAGCUUGAGCCCUGGAUUGAUGAGAACUUCAUCCGCAACCUGUGGUUCCAGAUGGGUGAGCAGGUCAACGUCAAGAUGAUCCGUGACAAGUUCUCUGGGAGCAAUGCUGGAUACUGCUUUGUGGACUUUGCCUCCGCGGCCGCUGCCGCCAAGGCCCUUUCCCUGAACGGCACUCCCAUGCCCAACACCAACCGUGUCUUCAAGCUGAACUGGGCUACCGGUGGCGGCCUUGCGGACCGCAGCCGUGACGACCGUGGCCCCGAGUACUCCAUCUUCGUCGGUGAUCUCGGCCCGGAGGUUAACGAAUACGUCCUCGUCUCGCUUUUCCAGAGCCGCUUCCCCUCGUGCAAGUCUGCUAAGAUCAUGACCGACCCUAUCAGCGGCAUGUCUCGUGGCUACGGGUUUGUCCGCUUCUCGGAUGAGAAUGACCAGCAGCGUGCCCUCACCGAAAUGCAGGGUGUCUACUGCGGCAACCGCCCCAUGCGCAUCUCCACCGCUACCCCCAAGAACAAGGGCCCCGGUGUCGGCGCUGCCAACAUGGGCGGCAUGCCCGGCCCCGCCGGCAUGUACCCCCCGAUGGGUGGUCCCCCCAUGGGCUUCUACGGUGCUCCCCAGCCCAUGAACCAGUUCACCGAUCCCAACAACACCACCGUCUUCGUCGGUGGUCUCUCUGGCUACGUGACCGAGGAUGAGCUCCGCUCGUUCUUCCAGGGCUUCGGCGAAAUUACCUACGUCAAGAUCCCCCCGGCAAGGGCUGCGGCUUCGUCCAGGCUACCCCAUUGGCAACUCGCGCGUCCGCCUGAGCUGGGGCCGAUCCCAGAACAACUCCGGCCCUGCCGGCAGCCCCUACCGUCCGGCCCCCCUCCUCCUCCCAUGUACCCCUCCAUGGGCAUGCCCCCGGCCCACCAGUAUGGCGGGUUUGCCCCGAUGAAGGUUAGCAGUCACCCCGGCAGCCCGGCACCCGAACACUCUUGA
This is a messenger RNA of Penicillium canariense, 1170 nucleotides long. RefSeq names its product RNA-binding protein. Bases 1 to 1170 code for a protein of 389 amino acids. The record is from RefSeq and is a predicted model, not a curated record. Gene Ontology annotation, molecular function: mRNA binding. Gene Ontology annotation, cellular component: cytosol. The transcript is spliced from 5 exons. Gene Ontology annotation, biological process: mRNA splice site recognition. NCBI's taxonomy places the organism in Eukaryota, Fungi, Ascomycota, Eurotiomycetes, Eurotiales, Aspergillaceae.